Phacochoerus africanus (Common warthog) is the source of this 2576-nucleotide messenger RNA. RefSeq names its product solute carrier family 2 member 1 (gene SLC2A1). Gene Ontology annotation, biological process: D-glucose transmembrane transport; response to insulin. Gene Ontology annotation, cellular component: basolateral plasma membrane; apical plasma membrane. Lineage: Eukaryota; Metazoa; Chordata; Mammalia; Artiodactyla; Suidae. The transcript has 10 exons. Bases 232 to 1710 code for a protein of 492 amino acids. The record is from RefSeq and is a predicted model, not a curated record.
CGACUGUCCCGGCGCUCAGAGGUAACCCGGGCGAGCAUUCAGAUCGCGGGCCGCUGGUCCCAGGAGCUGGCUCGCUAGCGAGCGGGAGGCCCAGCGACCGGAGUCGGAGUCAGGGUCGUAGUCGGAGUCUCAGGACCGGAGCAGAAGCCUGAGCCGCAGAGCGCAGCCCGCCCGCCAGCCCGUCGCCGCCCGCGCACCCGGCGCUGCCAGAGCCUCCGGCGCAGCGCGGCCAUGGAGCCCAGCAGCAAGAAGCUGACGGGCCGCCUCAUGCUGGCCGUGGGAGGGGCAGUGCUCGGCUCCCUGCAGUUUGGCUACAAUACUGGAGUCAUCAAUGCCCCCCAGAAGGUGAUUGAGGAAUUCUACAACCAGACGUGGCUCCACCGCUAUGGGGAGAGCAUCUCGCCCGCCACGCUGACCACACUCUGGUCCCUCUCCGUGGCCAUCUUCUCCGUCGGGGGCAUGAUCGGCUCCUUCUCUGUGGGCCUGUUUGUGAACCGCUUUGGCCGGCGGAAUUCCAUGCUGAUGAUGAACCUGCUGGCCUUCAUAUCUGCUGUGCUCAUGGGCUUCUCCAAACUGGGCAAAUCCUUUGAGAUGCUGAUCCUGGGUCGCUUCAUCAUCGGUGUGUACUGCGGCCUGACCACGGGCUUCGUGCCCAUGUAUGUGGGGGAGGUGUCCCCGACGGCCCUUCGAGGGGCCCUGGGCACCCUGCACCAGCUGGGCAUCGUCGUCGGCAUCCUCAUCGCCCAGGUAUUUGGCCUGGACUCCAUCAUGGGCAACGAGGAGCUGUGGCCCCUGCUCCUGAGCGUCAUCUUCAUCCCGGCCCUGCUGCAGUGCGUCCUGCUGCCCUUCUGCCCCGAGAGCCCCCGCUUCCUGCUCAUCAACCGCAAUGAGGAGAACCGGGCCAAGAGCGUGCUGAAGAAGCUGCGCGGAACGGCAGACGUGACCCGGGACCUGCAGGAGAUGAAGGAGGAGAGCCGGCAGAUGAUGCGGGAGAAGAAGGUCACCAUCCUGGAGCUGUUCCGCUCGGCCGCCUACCGCCAGCCCAUCCUCAUCGCCGUGGUGCUGCAGCUGUCCCAGCAGCUGUCGGGCAUCAACGCGGUUUUCUAUUACUCCACAAGCAUCUUCGAGAAGGCGGGCGUGCAGCAGCCUGUGUAUGCCACCAUCGGCUCCGGCAUCGUCAACACGGCCUUCACUGUCGUGUCGCUGUUCGUGGUGGAACGAGCCGGCCGGCGGACCCUGCACCUCAUAGGCCUGGCUGGCAUGGCGGGCUGCGCGGUGCUCAUGACCAUCGCCUUGGCACUGCUGGAGCAGCUGCCCUGGAUGUCCUACCUGAGCAUCGUGGCCAUCUUUGGCUUCGUGGCCUUCUUUGAAGUGGGCCCUGGCCCCAUCCCAUGGUUCAUUGUGGCCGAACUCUUCAGCCAGGGCCCUCGCCCGGCUGCCAUUGCCGUCGCUGGCUUCUCCAACUGGACCUCGAAUUUCAUUGUGGGCAUGUGCUUCCAGUAUGUGGAGCAACUGUGCGGCCCCUACGUCUUCAUCAUCUUCACGGUGCUCCUGAUCCUGUUUUUCAUCUUCACCUACUUCAAAGUUCCCGAGACCAAAGGACGGACCUUCGACGAGAUUGCUUCCGGCUUCCGGCAGGGGGGAGCGAGCCAAAGUGACAAGACACCCGAGGAGCUGUUCCACCCCCUGGGGGCUGAUUCCCAAGUGUGAGGUGCCCCGCACCCCCAGCCCGGCCUGCUCCCAGCAGCCCAAGGAUCUCUCGGAGCACAGGCAGCUGAAUGAGACUCAAACUGACAGAUCUCAGCAGAGCCGGGCCCCGGGCUCCUUCCUUCAGCCAGCAGCGAUGUCCAGAAGAAUGUUCAGGGCUCUGCGGCUCCAGGAGUUUUAACAAAAGCAAGACUGUUGCUCAGAUCCAUUCGGACAGGCAACAGGUUUUAUAGUUUUUUUAUUACUGAUUUUGCUAUUAUUUUUGUAUCAGCCAGUCUCCUUUACCCACAUCCCACGCUUCACCUUGGAGGGCUCAGUGCCUGAGGGUGGGGACCGAGCUCUGCCCAGACACUUGCCUUCCCCACCAAGCUAAUCCGUAGGGCUGGACCUGUGACCCCAGGACACACUAAUCGAACUAUGAACUCAGUCUUCUACCCCGAGAGGUGGCCGUGGCCACUCCCUUCCGCGGGUCUGAGUCUUCCCACCCAGGGGCCAGGCUCCAUUAGGAUUCGCCCGCUCCCAUCCCUCCCUGCUCAAACACUCUGUUUAAUCUUCCCUUGCCUGAGACCAGUUGGGAGCACUGGGGUGCAGGGAGGGGAGGGGAAGGGCCAGGGCUGCCAGGUUCCAGGCUCCCUUGCACUGAGGGCCAGACGAUCACCAUGGGAGGCUGAGAACUCACUACUACUCAAGAAGACACGGACACUCCUGCCCUGCUGUGUAUAGACGGAAGAUAUUUAUAUAUAUUUUUUGGUUGUCAAUAUUAAAUACAGACACUAAGUUAUAGUAUAUCCGGACAAACCAACUUGUAAAUACACCACCUUCCUCACUCUGUAACCCACCCAAGUAGAUAAAGAUGGCUGGUUUUUAGA